AUGGUUGGUGGUGAAAGGCAUGCCAGCUGGGCUGAUGAUGAAACGUGGGACACAGACCAUUCGAAGUCCGGUUACUGUUUUGAUGGUGCCAAGCCAGAGACAGUAAUGAGACGAUUUAUAAUUACGUGUGCUGCUUUGGGGGCCUUUGUGGACACAGUAAAAACGAAGAGCUGUGGAUUCCUGGGACAGAGCAAUACACGUAGAACUCAGCAGUUGACUCAGAUCCGAAAAGUGCAUUCUGGCUGGGAAGCGGAGUACUGGACCCUGACUGGGUGCAUUCAGCGGCCAGGGGGCCUGCAUAAGACCGUCUCUGUACCUGCUGCAGGGUGGCAGGUCCAGCUUCAAGCACAAAAAAGGAGCUCCCAGGAGGAACUCCCCUCCCCAGUCUUUCCAGUUCCUGCCCUUCUAGGAGGCUCAGCCUCGAGCAUGCGGCAGGACGGGAUCAGCAGUGUGAACCAGCUGGGGGGGCUCUUUGUGAAUGGUCGGCCUCUGCCCCUGGACACCCGGCAGCAGAUCGUGCAGCUGGCCGUCAGUGGGAUGCGGCCCUGCGACAUCUCACGGAGCCUUAAGGUAUCUAACGGCUGUGUGAGCAAGAUCCUGGGACGUUACUACCGCACGGGCGUCUUGGAGCCAAAGGGGGUGGGGGGAAGCAAGCCGCGCCUGGCCACGCCGCCGGUGGUGGCUCGAAUCGCCCAGCUGAAGGGUGCGUGCCCGGCCCUCUUCGCCUGGGAGAUCCAACGCCAGCUCUGCGCGGAAGGGCUUUGCCCCCAGGACAAGACGCCCAGUGUCUCCUCCAUCAACCGAGUGCUGCGGGCACUGCAGGAGAACCAGAGACCGCCCUGGCCACAGCUCAGCUUGCCAGCUGUGUUGGCUCCAGGUCCUCGAACUCUGCCUAGUGGCUCUGAGGCGCCCCGGGCUACCCACCCAGGGACUGGCCACCGGAAUCGGACGAUCUUCUCCCCAGGCCAAGCCGAGGCGCUGGAAAAAGAGUUCCAGCAUGGGCAGUAUCCUGAUUCAGUGGCCCGCAGGAAGCUGGCAGCCGCCACCUCUCUGCCCGAGGACACGGUGAGGAUCUGGUUUUCCAACCGAAGAGCCAAAUGGCGCCGACAAGAGAAGCUCAAGUGGGAAAUGCGAUUUCCAGGUGCUUCCCAGCGUCUGACGGUACCAAGUGCCUCCCCAAGGAUCAUCUCUGCACAGCAGCCCCCCGGCAGUGUGUCCACAGCAGUCCUACCUGCCCUGGAACCCUUGGCUCCCUCCAGCUAUCCGCUGUGCUGGGGGACAGCAUCAGACAGGUGUCUAAGUGACACCGCACCAAAAGCCUGUCUCAAGCCCUGCUGGGGCUACCUGCCCCCCACAGCCGAGCUCCCAGGGUUCGGUCCUGCUUUGCAAUCCUUGCCGUUGCUGCCGCUGCCUCCAUCGCCAGUCUUGGUGCCCCUCGGGCCUUGUGCUGGCCUGGCUCCCCACUGCGAGGCCUGGGAUGAGGGAGGUGGCCCAGAGUGGAAAGGAGAUGCGGUGGGGAGGAUCUGA
This is a messenger RNA of Hippopotamus amphibius kiboko, 1527 nucleotides long. RefSeq names its product paired box 4 (gene PAX4). The transcript is spliced from 13 exons. Lineage: Eukaryota; Metazoa; Chordata; Mammalia; Artiodactyla; Hippopotamidae. The record is from RefSeq and is a predicted model, not a curated record. Gene Ontology annotation, biological process: regulation of transcription by RNA polymerase II; anatomical structure development. Gene Ontology annotation, molecular function: RNA polymerase II cis-regulatory region sequence-specific DNA binding; DNA-binding transcription factor activity, RNA polymerase II-specific. The coding region runs from base 1 to 1527 and encodes 508 amino acids.